AUGGAGGCUUUAAGGGAUCCAGACAUCACCAUCACUCCAGCGAUCAGUGUUGUGCAGAAUCAUGUAAAGACGUCUAGAUCAGAAGAGCGGAUAGCCACAAUCUUCAAAGGCGUACCGAAGGAGCUUUGGCCUCGGUUCAGCGUAUCAGAACACUUCUACUCGAGGGAAGAGGUGGCAAUGGCUCCGCCUAUGCUGAGUCUCCCUCGGGUUCUUAUCCCCAAACGUGGGAGGGAGACUCCACCAUAUCUACACUAUGGCCUUCCUAUCUCUCUCGAAAAAAUGACUUCAUUGGCCAGGUCGCGCGAGCCAAACGUAGAGAUCAUCACCGAGUUUGGCUUUGUCACUUCGCAGGCCAGAGAACUGGCUGCGCAGUGUUUAGCAGAGGAGAUCGGCUGGCCAGUCUAUGUGGAGGGCGUGUUGAACGCGCCUAACACGCCUUUUAUCGUGUGCAUGAUUGAAAGUUACACCAUGGAGGAACGCGGGCGGCUUCAAGACUAUCCCACAUGGGACCACAUUCGCCAGAUACAAAGAACCCUCGAAGUUGAUCCCAACGUUCGACCGCUUUGGUACAUCGCCUCAGCAUAUUACACAUGGCGGUAG
This is a messenger RNA of Heterobasidion irregulare TC 32-1, 600 nucleotides long. RefSeq lists its product as uncharacterized. The coding region runs from base 1 to 600 and encodes 199 amino acids. The transcript has 3 exons. The record is from RefSeq and is a predicted model, not a curated record. NCBI's taxonomy places the organism in Eukaryota, Fungi, Basidiomycota, Agaricomycetes, Russulales, Bondarzewiaceae.